AUGUCUAGCAUUGCAACGGUCCGAUCCUUAGAUCACCUUGUGCUCACAGUCAAGGACCUUCAAGCCACUGUCAAAUUCUACGAAGACGUUCUCGGAAUGAAGCACACGUCGUUCUCUUCUGGAGGCCAAGACCGACACGCCUUGAUAUUCGGGGAGCAGAAAAUCAAUCUUCACGUUAGUGGGAGAGAGUUUGAGCCCAAGGCACAGAACGUACAACCGGGCUCGGGAGACCUCUGUUUUCUGAUAGACGACCAAGUCGACGAUGUUGCUAAGAGGCUGCAUGGCAAGAACAUCGAGGUCCUCGAGGGUGGAGGAGUUGUCACACGUACUGGUGCCAAGUCGAAGCUGAGAAGUGUCUACAUUCGAGAUCCCGAUGGAAAUCUGGUCGAGUACGUGUCUCCCCACGCCCCUGAUAAGCAUCUACUGACCCGACCUAGACUCUCGAACGAAUUGCCGUGA
This is a messenger RNA of Neoarthrinium moseri, 459 nucleotides long. RefSeq lists its product as uncharacterized. NCBI's taxonomy places the organism in Eukaryota, Fungi, Ascomycota, Sordariomycetes, Amphisphaeriales, Apiosporaceae. The coding region runs from base 1 to 459 and encodes 152 amino acids. The transcript has a single exon. The record is from RefSeq and is a predicted model, not a curated record.